This is a messenger RNA of Humulus lupulus (European hop), 1059 nucleotides long. RefSeq lists its product as uncharacterized. NCBI's taxonomy places the organism in Eukaryota, Viridiplantae, Streptophyta, Magnoliopsida, Rosales, Cannabaceae. The coding region runs from base 1 to 1059 and encodes 352 amino acids. The record is from RefSeq and is a predicted model, not a curated record. The transcript has a single exon.
AUGGCUGAACAAACAAACUUCCAUCUCGUUCUUGCUAUUAACAACAUCAAGAACUUCAUUCCUAUUACCCUUGAGAUGGAAAAAGUUCAGUAUUCGUCAUGGGCAAAAUUGUUUAAAAUCCAUUGUCGCAUCUACCAAGUCUUCAAUCACAUCAUUCCUCCCACACUGAACUCCACCGACAAGACCAAGGAGAAAACCAAUACCAGUACAGAACCCACACUGAAAUCCACUGACAAGACCAAGGAGAAACCCAAUAUCGAUACAGAACUUUGGUCACGUUUGGAUGUUGUCGUUCUCCAAUGGAUUUAUGGCACAAUAUCGAACGAUCUGUUGCACAUCAUCAUCAAACCCGAUGCUACAACCCAACAAGCAUGGGAAAGGUUAGAAAGUCUUUUCCAGGACAACAAACAUGCUCGUGCUCUCUAUUUGGAAAAUCAAUUUACUCAAGUUCACAUGGAUGCUUUCCCCAACGUCUCAGCUUUUUGCCAAGAACUCAAGAUAAUUGCUGACCAACUCACUAACGUUGAUGCACCGGUUUCCAAUCAAAGGUUAGUGUUACAAUUAAUUGUGGGUUUGAAUGAAAAUUAUGAUGGUGUUGCUACAAUCCUUCAACAGACUUCCCCUUUACCACCAUUUUACGAGGCACGUUCGAGGCUAAUUCUCGAAGAAACCCGCAAGGCUAAGCAAGCCGCAACUGCCGCUAAAGCUGUAGAUAAUGCCCUCCUCACCAACGAUGAUCCAAAGAGCUCCAAUUGCGAUUCGGGUAAUGCAGAAAAUCGCCACAAAAAUGGUCCGAAACGCGUUUCGAAUCGCAAUAAUAAUCGCGGAAAAAAUGAUGGCGGUAGAGGUUGUGGCUGUGGUGGCAGCAACUAUGAAGGAGGCGGCAACAACCCCCAGCAACGUUGCGGGCACCAGCAGUCCCAUUCGUUGACAACAUACCCGCCAUGGGAAAAUUGGAUGCCUUGGGCAGCCCCUCCAUGCCCUUACCCAACUUCUUCUUGGGUUAGACCUCCUGUUUGUCAGGUAUUCUUGGUAGUCGUCCACAGCAAGCAUACGUAG